GACAUCUGGGGUUCUGAGUUCAGUUCCAGGCACCGAAUUUAAGAAGAAUGCUGUUGACCUGAAGAUGCCACCACAACGGCCAGGGGCCUAAGGUCAUGCCUUGAAUAUCACUGAAGGAAUUAGGGAUGUUUAUCUAGAAGAGAGGAGUGUGGGGGCACCAUGACUGUCUUUGAGUAUCUAUGGGCUGUCUUGUGACAGAGGCUUGGACCCAUCCUGCUUAACCCUGGGACACAGAGCCAGAAAUAGUGCAGGAAAGUGUCAGAGACAUGUCUGGAUUUGCUGUAAAGAACAGACUUUUUAAAAAAACUCUUUACCUUCUAUCUUAGUGUCACUACCAAGUGUCAGUACGAAGGCAAAAGUGCUGUAAGGGCUAGGCAAUUGAGGUUAAAUGACUUGCCCAGGGUCACAUAGCUAGAAGUGUCUGAGGCCAGAUUUGAACCUGAGACCUCCCAUCUAGACCUGGCCCUCUAUCCACUGAGGGACACAAAUGGCCUGAGAAUAAGCAUUCUUGAUCAAGAUGGUCACAUGUGGAUUCUGCUGCCUCAGGAUGUAGUAGGCUCCCCUUCACUAGAGAUCUUCAAGCAAAAACUCAUUAACAUUUGGUAAUGGUUCCCUCCCAGCCUACCGCAAGCACGCCUGCUCCUAGUUUGUUCUCCCCGACCACCCCUGCCUCAUCUACACAGACUCCAGGCUACAGCUUUGGAUCCCAGGCCACACCAACUCCAGGCCCAGCCACUGCGGGGUUGUCCUUAGGGUUAAGUGCGGCAGAGUUAACUUUGGGCAGCGGUGGCACCCCACUCUCUUCAGGUAUCACGGGGGACUUUGGGCUUGGCAACAGGACACUUAGCAGUUCCAUAGCAAGCAAUGUGCCAAGCCAGGCAUCAACUCCUCCUGGCUCCAUUUUUGGCCCUCCAACUACCACUGCCACCCAACCUGCAUCAUCUGUAGGAUUCUCCUUCCAUGGUGGAAAUGCUUCCCAGCUGGGGACCACUGGCUUCAACCUUGGCUCAAUGGGGAAUGCCAGUCAACCAUCAGUACUUCCAGGUUUAACCUUUACUGCUGCCCCUCCAGCAUCCACUGCAGCAGCUUCUGCACAGCCACAGACUGCCUUUGGCUCGGGAGGACUUGGAUUAUUGUCCUCUUCAGGGUCUGCUGCUGUGCUCUCUGGAUCACUGGCCUCGAGCUUCAGUCAGGGACCUGCGUCAGCUUUUGGCUCUACACUGUCAGGCUCGACACCAGCAGCUGCCGCCGCCGCUCCUGGGCCUGCCCUGUUUGCUUCCACAGCAGACUCUUCCCCUGCACAGGGGUCUGCCCCCAGCCUCUCGAGCUGGGCUCCAUCCACUUCAAUUGGAGUGCCGGGAUUUGGAUUAAAGCUUCCUGGGUCAGCGAGUGCAGCUACCACUACUACGGCUUCGGUUUCCACGCCGGGCUCGGCUUUGAGUCUGAAGCCCCUGACGACACCCGGGACUGGCAUCAUCCCUUCCACCAGUGCUCCUUUGCCUGCAGCGACCCCAGCUCCCAGGCCCACCAUGGAUCAGGAGAAUCCCCCGAGCUCUGUGAUGACUUAUGCUCAGCUGGAAAGUUUGAUAAAUAAAUGGAGCCUGGAACUGGAGGACCAGGAGAAACACUUCCUUCACCAGGCCACCCAGGUGAAUGCUUGGGACCAGACAUUAAUUGAGAACGGUGAGAAGAUUACAUCUCUGCACAGAGAAGUUGAGAAAGUGAAGCUGGACCAGAAGAGGCUGGACCAAGAACUGGACUUCAUCCUGUCCCAGCAGAAGGAGCUGGAGGACCUGUUGACUCCUUUGGAGGAGGCUGUGAAGGAGCAGAGCGGGACCAUCUAUCUGCAGCAUGCUGACGAGGAGCGAGAGAAAACUUACCAGCUGGCAGAGACCAUUGAUGCUCAGCUGAAGCGCAUGGCCCAGGACCUCAAGGAUGUCAUCGAGCACUUGAAUGUGUCUGGAGGGUCCCCUGACACCGGUGACCCGCUCCAGCAGGUCUGUAAGAUUUUGAAUGCACAUAUGGACUCGCUUCAGUGGAUUGAUCAAAAUUCAGCAUCCUUGCAGCGGAAGGUGGAAGAGGUAUCGAAGGUUUGUGAGAGUCGUCGCAAGGAGCAGGAGCGAAGCUACCGGAUGGUCUUUGAUUAAGUGGCCUGAGAUGUCUUGGAUAGAGUUGUAGUUUCCAUUAUAUAAAAGGCCUUGGCGCCAAGUUGAGUAAAAUGUACAGUUACUAUCUAUUGCAGUUAAUUUUCAUCACAGUAAAGUUUAUCUGGGUUUUCUUUUCCCAUUCUCAAACCUUGAGUAAAAUGUACAGUUACUACCUAUUGUAGUUAAUUUUUAUCGCAGUAAAGUUUAUCUGGUGUUCUUUUCCCAUUCUAAAUCUUUAUGGUAGUAAGAAAAAGUAUAUACCGUAAUUUUGCAUUAGUUAUAUCAAUGUUUUGUGAAUCUCUUUAUAGCCAUUAAAUUGAUUAUAGUGCUUUGUGAAGGCUUCUGAAAAUUUUUUCAUUAUUGGCAUUCAGUAAAUAGCCAGUUAUGUAACAGGUAUCUUUUUCCUUAUUGACAACAGGCAUGUGCCUAUUUGAAACAGUGUAGGCUUAUUUUCAGAGUGAUAUGAAAUCUUCGUGGUCAUGUGCACAACAUUUUGUUGUUCAUGCAGCAAUUACACCAAACUUGGAUUGAUUUCUGACAGUGUGUUCUUGGAGUUUCUCAACUGUCAUCAAAUUGUUUUCUCAAACUGCUGCAGAGGUUUGGCAUGAGGGCCAGCCUGCUUCUCCAGGGAUGGUCAGACACCUGUGCACAUCCUCACUUGUGUUUGUAUUAGGCCGCACCAGAAUGCCACCCCCAUUCCCCCCAUCAGAUGUGUAAGCAAAUGAUUGAAAUAUUAGCAGUGUAAAUGUCAGCUCAAUAACUGUUUGCUCAGCAUUAUAUCUUGAAUCAUCCUGGACCAUCACAAAAAGGUCUUGCAGAAAUAAACCUUAUUUGGGCUCUCA
Molecule: messenger RNA, 2989 nt
Organism: Monodelphis domestica (gray short-tailed opossum)
Lineage: Eukaryota; Metazoa; Chordata; Mammalia; Didelphimorphia; Didelphidae
Product: nuclear pore glycoprotein p62-like
Biological process (GO): RNA export from nucleus; protein import into nucleus
Cellular component (GO): nuclear pore central transport channel; nuclear pore
Molecular function (GO): phospholipid binding; structural constituent of nuclear pore
Source: RefSeq, a predicted model, not a curated record